CGUUCAUCUCCAAGAGGGCCUCAACUAUAGCUCCGACACUGUGGUUUUGUUCCAAAGAAUCACUGUGAUCUUGUCUGAUUUGUGCUUGUUAUAUGGGGUUUAUAGAUUGACCAAGGAUUUGGAUUCAAGGAGGCGAAUUUCGAUUUGGGUAUUGAUUAUUUGGUCCCUGAUGCUUGUGAUUGUGGACCAUAUGCAUUUCCAGUACAAUGGGUUUCUGUUGGGGCUCUUGCUGAUGUCGCUUUCGUAUUUGGAGGAAGGUAGAGACUUGAUGGGCGGAUUUGUUUUUGCGGUUCUGUUGUGCUUCAAGCACUUGUUUGCGGUGGCGGCGCCCGUUUAUUUUGUGUACUUGUUGCGGCAUUACUGUUGGGGCGGAAUUGUGAGGGGCUUCAGGCGGCUUUCGAUUUUGGGGGCGGUGGUUGUAGCGGUUUUUGCAGCGGCGUAUGCACCGUUUGUCUAUCAUGGGCAGAUGCAACAAGUCCUUCGCCGUAUGUUUCCUUUCAGCAGAGGACUUUGCCAUGCAUAUUGGGCUUCAAAUUUAUAUUAUUUUAGAUAA
Molecule: messenger RNA, 553 nt
Organism: Corylus avellana
Lineage: Eukaryota; Viridiplantae; Streptophyta; Magnoliopsida; Fagales; Betulaceae
Source: RefSeq, a predicted model, not a curated record